This is a messenger RNA of Colletotrichum navitas, 600 nucleotides long. RefSeq lists its product as uncharacterized. The coding region runs from base 1 to 600 and encodes 199 amino acids. NCBI's taxonomy places the organism in Eukaryota, Fungi, Ascomycota, Sordariomycetes, Glomerellales, Glomerellaceae. The transcript has 3 exons. The record is from RefSeq and is a predicted model, not a curated record.
AUGCCUGCCACCUCUUGCUUGUGUCUUGUCUUUCGUGGUCACUGCCGUCGUACUGGUUAUACGCCGCUUGGCUGCAGUGCCUCCAAGAGUUCUAGCUCAGAGACCACGGCUUCCGAGCCUGCCCUUUACUGUUCAGCCCUUGCGGGGAGCUGGUACCUGGUUCUCACGAGUCCUAUACUGUGCCGGGCGGGUAACCAUGAGGGAGUCCCCUUCUUGCUGACUGCCGUGCGUAAUACGGGCAUGGCGGAUUUCCAAGCCACCAGCUCCUGGGUUAUGAGAGAUGCGCCCGACAAAAUCCAGAACAGGCAAUCGACGGCAUCGCUGUUCAAUGUGCGCGAACACGUCCGCUCGAUCCCACGAUCGAUCAGAGGAACGGGACUGUUAGCAGAAGGCGUUGGCCAACCUCGUGUCGUUGCGUUGCCCUACGGGCCUCACGGCGCCCAUUGCUGGAUGCAAUGGCGCCAAAAGGAUUGUCAUAUGCAAGUCUAUGUAGAUCUUGCAUGCGAAAGCCGCACACCAAGAACCAAAUUUGGUAGCAAGACAGGUAAAUCGGUGGGAAGGAAAGGUGAGGGAGACAGGGAGAAUGGCAUCGGCCGUUAG